AUGUCAAUUUGGGCGGGUGGUGCUGUUCUUUCUUUAUUUCCUUCUUUCUUAGUAAAAUACUUUCUUCUAUUUUCUUUCCAUCUUUUUCUUCUUCCGAUCUAUCUAUCUAUCUAUCUAUCUAUCUAUCUAUCUAUCUAUCUCAUUCUGUUUAUUGCUCUCUAUCUAUCUAUCUAUCUAUCUAUCUAUCUAUCUAUCUAUCUCAUUUUGCAUAUUGCUAUCUAUCUAUCUCAUUCUGUUUAUUGCUAUCUAUCUAUAUAUCUAUCUCAUUCUGUUUAUUGCUAUGUAUGUAUGUAUAUCAAAGUGCUGUUCUUUCUUUUUUCUUUCUUUAAUCCAUUCUUUCUUUUUUGUCUUUCUUUCUGUCAUUCGUUAAUUUUUCUUUAUGCACGCUGUUGUUCGUUCGUUCUUUAUUCUGUCCUUCUUUUCUAUCUAUCUAUCUAUCUAUCUAUCUAUCUAUCUAUCUAUCUAUCUAUCUCUGUUUGUUCAUAUCUAUCUAUCUAUCUAUCUAUCUAUCUAUCUAUCUAUCUAUCUAUCUCCGUUUGUUCAUAUCUAUCUAUCUAUCUCUCUAUCUAUCUCCGUUUGUUCAUAUCUAUCUAUCUAUCUAUCUAUCUAUCUUAG
Messenger RNA from Acanthosepion pharaonis, 615 nucleotides. Lineage: Eukaryota; Metazoa; Mollusca; Cephalopoda; Sepiida; Sepiidae. The record is from the annotation of a GenBank genome assembly.